Molecule: messenger RNA, 1596 nt
Organism: Harpegnathos saltator (Jerdon's jumping ant)
Lineage: Eukaryota; Metazoa; Arthropoda; Insecta; Hymenoptera; Formicidae
Gene: Josd
Product: Josephin domain containing
Exons: 4
Coding region: 276-980 (234 amino acids)
Biological process (GO): protein deubiquitination
Molecular function (GO): cysteine-type deubiquitinase activity
Source: RefSeq, a predicted model, not a curated record
UUAGGAUUGUUGUCACGGAUUACUUUCGAUCACUGCUUUCGCACGAUUUUUGUAUGCGCUUUUUCAAAUCCGAAUGACGCGUAUCAGAUCUUUGCGCAUGAAAUCGCUAAUCAUAAUAACAGGGUGUUCGUGAGUUGUUAAAGCACUGUCGACGGCUGAAGCCAGGCGGUUUGCUAAUGUCGAUCUAUUAAAUAUUUUUCGGAAGGUUUUCAUACACAGUGCCGGCCGAUUAAUUGCGUUUCAGUGUAGAUUUGGGAGAAAAUUAUGUAGUUAUAAUGGUUGCGAGCACAGUGACUGAUAUGACUGGUUCCAUAUAUCAUGAGCGACAAGUGAAGGAGCUUUGUGCUUUGCACGCACUAAAUAACCUGUUUCAAGAGCGUGGAUUUAGCAAGCAGGAAUUAGACCAAAUCUGUUAUAGCUUAAGCCCUGAUGUUUGGAUUAAUCCUCAUAAAUCACUACUAGGACUUGGCAACUAUGAUAUAAAUGUUAUUAUGGCCGCUCUCCAAAAAAGAGGGCGUGAAGCUGUGUGGUUCGACAAACGUAGAGACCCCAAGUGUCUUCGUUUAGACAACAUCGAGGGUUUUAUACUUAAUGUUCCAACUGAAUAUAAAUUAGGUUUUGUCUUACUUCCUUUAAAACGACGUCAUUGGAUCGCUUUGAAAAAGAUUCAUGGUGCCUUUUAUAAUCUUGAUUCAAAACUGGAUUCACCACAAUUAAUAGGAAAGGACAAUGAUUUACUCAUAUAUCUAAAGGACCAGAUAGAUAGCAAGGAGAAAGAGUUAUUCCUUGUUGUCUCUAGAGAGAUUGAUAACAACCAAGGAUGGUUGAUAGAUACAAGUGAGAAUAAAGAUGACAAUAACACAGACCAUGAUUCUAUUAGAUAUAUUGAAGAUGGAUACCCUGAUAUAGAUUUGAAGAAGUCAGAAUCCAAAGAGAUGAAUGAAAAUGAGGAAUAUCUAGAUAACAAAAAUUCUAGAUAAUUGGGGCCAUUACAUACAUGCUUUACUUAAUUGUUUAUUUAUUUAUUGCCUUGUUGCAAAUCUGACUGGUGGUGAUUAUGCUUGACUUAGGAAAAGACCCAAAGUUAUGGGAAUAAAAAAGUAAAGGAAAGUGAAAGAAAUAAUGGGAAUUGCACGUAAUAAGUGUUUAACUGAAUAUUUCACUAGAGGAAAGAAUAUUCUACAAGAAUAUCUCCACUCAUAUCUACAUGUUGACACAAAUAAGACUUUUCCAUUAUUAGUGUACACCCUCUCUUUUAUAAGAGAAGGAAGCCACUCGUAACAUGGCACAUACCACAAUGCAUACACUACACAUAGUGUACAACAUAAUGUGGACAACGAUGCAAUCUAAAAAGUAGCAUACAUAAGAGAAUGUAAUGUUGUAUUUAUUCAAAAUGAGAAUGUCGCUUUAUUAAAACCAAUGUGUAUAAGAGCUCUUAUUUAAAAAACAGUAGCUCUCUCUCUCUCUCUACGUGAAAGAAUAUUUAUAUUACAAAAAAAAAUGUGUACAUGUAUGUAAUAUUAUUUAUUGUGAUAAUCACACCUACCUGUCAUUUAAAAAAUUUUGUGUAAAUAAACAGACACUUGUGAUACAAAA